AUGCUUCUAGAGAAUCCAAGGGAUUUUACAAGGAUCUAGGGUUCACUUGUGCUGAUACCAACUUUCAUAAAUGGAAGAGGGAUUGUAUUCAUUGAUGAAAUUGGGCAUUAGCAGCAAAGGAGAACCCCAGUUGAACUGCCAGCAAAAUUGCACUCACAUCAACAAGAAAAGCCUAAAGAAAUGAUAAUUCAUAGGAAUACAGUAGCUGUUUUGAAAAGCACGGAUAAUUAAUAACAAUAGUAAGCUUCUAUUGAUAUGAUUGAUAAUGUUUCAAUUGCUGAAACUUCAAUGUCAGUCAUCACAAUAACUGGCCAAGGCAUGUUAAAAGUCAUACAACGAAAGGUACACCUAAAGAAUCAGUCUGUUUUGUUGCUUGUCGAAGUGCUGAGUGUGAAAUAUGUCCUCUAGGUAAGUAUUUUAUUAAAACUGCCCACCUAGUAAAAUUAUGCCAAUGACUAGCUAGUCACCUAGUUAAACUAUACAUAUCUUAACUUAUUGUCACCCAAGCAGAUGCUAAGCAUGGUAAACAUAAAGUAUUAACAUGCUUAAUGUCUAUAGAAGAGAACUGAUCUCUUUGUCAAGUGUGUGAGUCCAUAGGUGUGUAAGUUGUGUGAUAGGUAUUUACCGCCUUCUGAAAGUAAAACACCAACUAAUAAUAGCAAUAGUAACAACAUCAACAGUAAUAAUAACAACAACCCAUUAACUAAAGCUAAUGUACAACGAUUCACUCUAGGCAAGAGAUAAGCUUCAGAAACAGAGAGCGAGUAUAUAAAUGACUAUAUUUAAAGCUACCUUGAAUAGAAUGCCGAUGCUUACAUUUAUAUGCAGGAUGAAAUAAGUCCUCAACAUUAAUAACAAGAGUUUGAUAUUCCAAGUGCUCAAUUUUCUAAGAGACAGAAGGUGUAAGAUAGUUCUCUUAUGAAUGUAACCCUUGGUGCCUUUAUCAUAUGA
This is a messenger RNA of Stylonychia lemnae, 951 nucleotides long. The record is from the annotation of a GenBank genome assembly. Lineage: Eukaryota; Ciliophora; Spirotrichea; Sporadotrichida; Oxytrichidae.